Molecule: messenger RNA, 1330 nt
Organism: Prunus dulcis (almond)
Lineage: Eukaryota; Viridiplantae; Streptophyta; Magnoliopsida; Rosales; Rosaceae
Product: UDP-N-acetylglucosamine transporter UGNT1-like
Exons: 10
Coding region: 105-1115 (336 amino acids)
Cellular component (GO): Golgi apparatus
Molecular function (GO): GDP-fucose transmembrane transporter activity; antiporter activity
Source: RefSeq, a predicted model, not a curated record
AAAAAGCUGCUCAAAAGCUUCCUUUUCAAUAUCAAAAGUUUUAACAGUGUGAGAGAGUCUGCGAGUCUGUGACUGUGAGAAAGAAAGGGCGUGUUUGGUUGGCCAUGGACGCGGAAAGCAACCAGAAAUUACCAGUCUCUAGCUCUUCGCAGAGCCAAGAGAGGCUUAAGAAAGGCCCCAAAAUGACCAGGAAAGGAGCUUAUGCUGCCAUUUCCUACAUGGCUUCCGCAGUUCUCUUGAUAAUGUUCAACAAAGCAGCCCUGUCUUCAUACAAUUUCCCAUCUACAAAUGUCAUCACACUUUUCCAGAUGCUAUCAUCAUGUACAUUGCUUUAUGCAAUGAAAUGUUGGAAGAUUAUUUCUUUCACAACUGAACCACAGAUCACUACAAACAAUCCAGUAACUCUGAUACCAUUUAAGACGUUGGUUCACACUCUUCCUCUUGCAAUAUCCUAUUUGCUUUAUAUGUUGGUUACAAUGGCAUCAGUGCGUGGUAUAAAUGUUCCCAUGUACACCACCCUCAGACGGACUACAGUUGCUUUUACAAUGAUUGUUGAGUAUAUUUUGACAAGGCAGAAACAUUCAUAUCCUGUUGUGGGCAGUGUCGGGAUAAUUAUACUUGGCGCAGUUGUUGCCGGAGCUCGGGAUUUGUCAUUUGAUGCCUAUAGUUAUGGUGUUGUUUUUGUUGCAAAUAUCUGUACAGCAAUAUAUCUUGCUUCUAUAGCUCAUAUUGGUAAGUCCAGUGGUCUUAGUACCUUUGGCCUAAUGUGGUGCAACGGAAUAAUAUGUGGACCAAUCUUGCUGUUUUGGACCUCAAUCAGUGGUGACCUAGGAAGGAUGAUAAACUUCCCGCAUUUAUUCUCCCAUGGGUUUCAGGCUGUGAUGCUUUUUUCCUGUGUUAUGGCUUUUUCAAUAAAUUAUUGCGUAUUUUGGAAUACAACACUCAAUUCAGCUCUCACGCAGACAAUUUGUGGUAAUUUGAAGGAUCUUUUUACAGUUGGACUUGGCUGGUUACUGUUUGGUGGGCUCCCGUUUGAUUUGUUGAAUGUUGCUGGCCAAUCUCUUGGUUUUCUUGGGUCCUGUUUAUACGCUUACUGUAAACUCCAAGGGAAAUAAGAAGCAAGCAUGGCUGGCUGGUUGGCUGCAUCAAGUCUUUCCUUGAUAGAAGAGGUAAAGUGCUCCAAUGACUGGGAAUGGCUGCCUGCAUCAAAAUUUGAUUUGUAUCCUCAUGAGGAGGUUUCUUAAUGAAAAAUAGAUAUAGUUUCUUUAUUAGCUACUCUCAAAAGAUUAAAAAUUUAUCAAAUAUUUGCACAAGUUCAGAUUUCACCUAA